Papilio polytes (common Mormon) is the source of this 1930-nucleotide messenger RNA. Its product is annotated as protein SERAC1. The record is from RefSeq and is a predicted model, not a curated record. Bases 1 to 1620 code for a protein of 539 amino acids. The transcript has 9 exons. NCBI's taxonomy places the organism in Eukaryota, Metazoa, Arthropoda, Insecta, Lepidoptera, Papilionidae.
AUGCUAGAGAAGGGAGUAAAUUCAGAUUAUCACAGUGCGCCGGUGCAGCCGAUAUCAGGACCGAAGCCCCCGAAGCCCCGGCCUGCCAGUUCAGAGCACCUUCACCCGGAGCCUCUGGUGGAAUGCGUGGUAUUGCAUCAACCGCCAACACACACACUGGACGUCAUUUUUGUACACGGAUUAUAUGGAUCAUUAGCUAAUACAUGGCGACAAGGAGAAUGGAGGGUAAAUUAUAAAAGUGACCCUAUCAAAGUAUCCCUACGUCGUCCCCAUUCUAUACCCACAGCUUGCGCUUGCAAAUGGGACAGAGACGAAUCAAUCGACUGUCAAUGCGAUUACCUAAACGAAUCUAAAUCGAAUAAAAUCGAUUACGAUAAUAUCGAUGCCGAUGCGAUUUAUGAAAAAUAUCGUAAAGUUUUACCGAAAGACGAUUUAUUUAUAACGGAGAAAUUCUACAAUAAUACAUUACUCGAUAAAGUUGACAAUUUCGAUACGCAAGCGAGUUUCGUUCGAGAUUUCUUUGAGAAUUGCGAAAGUGAGGUUAGGAAAGCGAAUUGUCAAUGUCAGAGUGACAGAUGUCUAGGAUGUGGUUGUACUUGUGAUGUCUGUUAUUCCCCCUGCUGGCCACGGGAUUGGAUUAAAAUCGAUUACCCUGGAGCCAGGGUGAUAUCAAUAAAUUACACGAGCGAUCCCUAUUUAUGGAGGCCGUUAUGGAUUAAAGAAAGCAAGCGUCAAAGGCUUCACGAAAGAGCAGAACAAAUGAUGUCUCAACUCCUAGCUUUAGGCGUUGGGGAGAAACCUAUCAUUUGGGUAGGUCAUUCUAAAGGUGGCCUAUUUAUUAAAGAAAUAUACUGUAAAGCAUACGAAGCGUAUUUAAAAAUCAACAAAACGAACGGAAACGAAGAUAUAACAGACGAAACUACAGAAAACAACAUACAGGAUGUUCUAAAUGGAAACAUUGAGAGAGAAAUGGAAAAUAAUAAUAAUACUAAAGAAAUUGACGCUAACGAAGCAAAAUUGACCAAUUUAAUUAACUAUGUGUUUAGAAUACAAAGUAAAGAUAUAUAUAAUAAACUACAAACAAUAAGAAUUGACGAACAAACAGAAAAUAAAACAAUAAUUGGGGAAAACGUUAAAAAUGAAACCAAAGAAAUAAAUUACGUGUCUUCUAUUGAUAAAGAAGAUCAAGAGGUACAGAGAGCCAACUUGUGGCGGAACAGUGCUGGCUUCAUGUUCUACUCUGUGCCACAUCGCGGCUCUCCUCUCGCUGAUAUUAAAACUCCGAUAACAGCUAGGAGUAUAGAAUUAUUAGAAAUAUGCAAAGAAUGUUCUCUAGUAAUGAAUUUACAAGAACGUUGGUUGAAAGCGACGGAGUUUUCGAAGCCAGCAGUUAACAGUUUGGUAGAAACGUGUAAAACUCUGAUGUCUUUACUCUGGCUGAGGAUUGUCAGUGUGGAUUCCGCUGAUCCAGGUAUCGGAGCUUUAUCCGGCGUGUCCGUAGACCACAGGGAGAUCUGCAAACCUUCAAGCAGAAAAUGUCUAUUGUACCGAGAACUGAAGAUUUUGAUACAAAACGCUCUUCAAAAUAAAAAAAAAACAUAUCACAAUAAAAACGAAUAAAAACUAACCCGUAGUUUCAAUACUACUGAUAAAAUAAAUUUAACGUAUUUUAAAGAGAAGUUAUAAACAGAAAGAGACUAGUUUUCGCCCGUGAUUCCGUUGUUGAUUAAGACAUACUAUUCUUACAGACACUUGAAAUCUAUACAUAAAAUAAUUUUUUUAGGAGGAGGCCUAAUUUAAGUCUCUUUCUCUCUACCACCCUUUUAAUAAGAGGAUGGGAAAGGAAGUGGACUUGACGGUGGAGAUGCAUAGGAAGGGGCAAUAUCCUCUUUUUUGUGUCUUCUCCGUCAGUAGGCAACGCAUCUGCGAU